AUGCUGAAACCAAAUGUACCUUACUCUUGGUAUGUAUAUUUAUUAGACGUAAAAUUUGGUUUUAAUUACCACACAUUACGUUCGAUAUUUUCCGAAAUUAUACCGUCUCUUCUUGUUACCCUUUUCAAUAUUGGCAUUAUUUUGCGUGUUAUUGAAGCAUCAUUUCAACUCCGAAAUAGUUUAACACUCGUUGCUGCACGUAAUUCAAAAACAGCCACGGACACUAAUUGUCCAUCAUCCACACGACCAUCGACACCACAAGAAAACAGUAGUACGACUCAAAACAUCGAAAAAUCUAUGACUCAUAAUCGACCAAAAACAUCGUGGAUGAACAUGGUACUCAUUCUUCACAGUUGUUUAUUCUUUUUCUCAUCGUUAACACACACUAUUGUACAUUUGUUCACGAGCGAUGCUCUUUUGUCUCAUUCGGUGUCAGUUGUUAUACUCGCCAAUUGCUCAUUGAACUUCUACGUCUAUUGUCUAAGUGGUAAAACAUUUAGAACUGAAAUUAAACGUUUAUUUAAACAUCAUUUUCAAUAUUAUUUUCAAUUGAAAUUUUUGAACAUAUUUCGAACGAAAUCACAACGAUCCAAAGUUGGACGAGAAGUACGAUUGAAUAUAAUUCGGCAACAUAGUUCAAUGGUACAUCGAAAAACAACUGAAAAUGAAUCACAGAAACAGCAAACAGUGCUAACACUUAAUAGUCGCCAACGAUAUCUGAAUGUGUAG
Messenger RNA from Didymodactylos carnosus, 729 nucleotides. NCBI's taxonomy places the organism in Eukaryota, Metazoa, Rotifera, Eurotatoria, Philodinida, Philodinidae. The record is from the annotation of a GenBank genome assembly.